UUUUGUGGCCGAGCCAAGACACUCGGUGCUAAAUACUUGCUCGUCUCCACAGGGUUAUUUCGGUUCGUGAUGUCGAUGCUGAGGCACAAAACAAUCUGGAACUAAGACAAGGGAACCACAUCACGCGAAAUAUGGUGGAUGCGAGGCUGACACCCCUGGCGGCGAUGGGGCUGGACCGAGGCGCCCUGAUCCACGAUGGUCUUCGCCUCCACGGUGGCGUUGUAUAUCCGGGGAUCAGAACGCUGCAGACAGAGAAGAGUCGAGAGGUGGCUGUUCUCCCUUUGGGUUACAAUCGGGAUGGGCUACCCGAGCUCGUCUACAAGCCGGAUGGCCCUCUGGACAGUCGUAAACCCACAAAUGGAUACCUGGGCCUCUAUAAGGGCAUCCCUCCUAAUCUCCACAAGCCGGUGCUAAUUCCAGGAGCGGAAGGUUUAAGCUUGGACCGACGGUUGGCACCUGGGGAAAAAGCACCUGAAAUGAGCUUAGGGAGCAGCGGCAGUAGCUUCCUCCGUCUGCCGUGGCUCAACCCUUACCCGGAGGCGAGCAUGUAUCCCUUCAUGGACUCGUCCAAGUAUGCCACUCUGAACAUGUACAAAGCUUCGUUGCUCAGCCAACCCAACCCCUACCUCCCCCAGCAUCUUGCUUACCCUUCUCUUUGUGCGCCCCAAGGCGGCAAUGUCAACCCCGUUGCAGUCACCUCCGCUGCCGAAAGGCUCUACUAUAUGCCCACUUAUCCACCUCCUACCAUGUCCUCUCCCCUCGUGGCCCCCCAAAUGAGGAUCCCUCCUGUCUCUGUGGCCCCCACGUCCCUUGUGCACUGCCAGGACAAAGGCUUGGGCGUCGCUCCGCCGUUUGUACAGCAGCUUCACCAGCCUUCCCCGCAUCCUCAGCAUCAUCCGCCUGCUAUUGACAGGGAGCGAUCGCCCAAUAGGAGCAGUCGACCGAGCAGACCUCCCUCGAGGACCGGCAGCGGUGUCGGCAAUAACGGCAGUAGUGCGAGCGCCAGCGCUGCCAGCAGCGGAAAUAACAACCUGCCUACUGACUCCUCACCGCGUGCAUCCUCUCGUCUCCCCCAGACCCUCAUUGACAAUUCACUGGAUCUACAACGGCCAGUCGCGAGGAUGGGACAACCGCCCGUCUCUUCGGCUUCGAUAUCGUCGUCGUCUGCCACGCAGCCCGUUUCGCAUCUGCUGUCGGUCGGCAGCAUGGCGUCGGAACAGGCCUCCCCCGCCAGGCCACGGCCAAGGGACGGGGUGCCGGGUGCUGAAAGGAGACCCAGCAGGUCACCGUCAAAGUCCAGUUUUGACAGGGCCCCUCACCAACCCCAAGCAACCAAAGAAACGACAGAGAAGCCGUUGGAUUUGUCCGGAAGAAUACUGGAGUUUGGACUUCCUAAUGGUUUCCCGAUUAAGAUGGACGCUAUUGCUCCAGGUGCACGUUAUGGACUUCCCCCGAGCGGAGAACUCCUAAAAGAGAACCUAUCCCUCUCUCCCUCCUCCCACCCUCACUCUGUGGUCAACAGCACUUCUGCAAAGGUCUCAGAGAGACCAGAGAUGAUCAGCACUUUACACUCCUCCUGGGUAGUACCUAGCCGGUCUCCCACUCAAACUCAGCACGGCCCGGGCUUAUCUUCCUCUCCCAGACCGAGCGCGGAUGUGGGGGGGUCUUCACAAGCCAAAGGCUCCUCGCCCUCUGUCAUCAAACACAAGAAUCUGGAAAGAGUGCUCCCUCAGCCGCGUAGCUUGUCCUGUCCUAGGAUAAGUGAGCCCAACUCCGUUUCUUCGGAUUCCUCCCUCAUCACGUCCAGGGUUCUGUCUCCCAAAUCAAACGGCGAUUGGGCCAAGCACAGCCCUCUUCAAUCGGACCAUUUACCAGUCAUGGGCCACCACAGAGAGGGAGCGGAGAAGUCCUCCCAGAACGCGAAGAGAACGGAAAGCAUUCCGGAGCCGUCGUCGUACAAAAGGCCCAUGGUGGAGAACGGUCACCCGGCCGGGCCCCUUUACCUUCCUCAAAGUGACGCUUACCUAACCCACAGUUUGGCCUACGCCAAUAGAUAUCUGCACUACCCCAUCCCUGACAGCAUGGCACUUCACUCCCUGCCAAUUGCGGGCAAAGGUCCAGUCUACCCUCACCCGGUCUUGCUGGGCAGCAAUAGCCUUUACCCAACCCACUUGGCAGCGAAACCCCCUUUGCCCUACCAUAACCUACCGCCCGCAUCCGGAGCAGAGUACCUUGCUUAUAACUCACAGGAGAUGUCCCACCCGCUCAUGCAGUCUCACUCUGAUAACAAGCAUUCAGAAAGAGGGGACGGCAGCCUGAAAGCGCGGGCGCACGAGAAAUCCAGGGCUUCGUUUGAAGAAAGAGACAAGAACUUGAGCAAGGAGAUGAGAGAGGGGAGCCAGAUCAAAUCAGAUAAAGAAGCAAUAGCACAAGAGCAAAGUGGCAGUCAAACGAAAACUUCGUCUCCGCCUGCGGCGCACCGAGAAAAGAUCGAAUGCAUUGACCUCGUCCACUCGGACACCGACGCCGAGUUGACGCCAACGGUCCCGAAACAGACCUCCGGUGAAUCCUCAGCUCUCGACCAAAAUGAUCGUUACCAUAGCAACCAAAACCCAGCGAGGGCGGAGUACGAACCAAAAUUUCACCUUUCCCACCCUUACCCUAUCCUUUCCGGACACAGCCCGACCCAAAAGCCCCAUCCCACGGACCGACAGCAGGAAACUACCUACGGAAAGCCAAAGGCCGUUCAGGACGCGGGCUGUCCUGCAGCGACAACGAGCACAUCCCCAAAUAAUCCUGGAAAGCUCUCCCGGGACGAAGAGGAAGACUCCUCGGCGGAACAGUGCACCAGCCCGGAGCCCGCGGACGAUGACCAGAGUACCUUGCGUUGCGCCCGCACGUCCGGUGAGCGCAGCUCUGGUAAGGACAAAGGGGCACGGGACGGCAGAGCUCCUCACUUCACUCCAAAUAGCACAGUUAUGGCCAAAGAGGUGAACCGGGAUGCGUUGAAGUGUCGAGACGCUGAAAACGAAGACGGCGUCGUGGACCUCGGGGAGUCUCAAGGAGAGGGUGACGACGAGGAUGACGAAGAUUGCCAGAACUCUAAAGGCUCUCGCCGUUCCAGUCUGGCCAAGAGAAUUGCCAACUCGUCGGGCUACGUCGGCGACCGCUUUAAAUGCGUCACCACGGAGCUGUAUGCUGACUCCAGCAAGCUGAGCCGCGAGCAGAGAGCUCUGCAGAUGGAAGUCAUAUCACGAGAGGGGAGUAAUAUAAGUCAACCUGCAGCUAACUGGGAGCGGGCGAUGAUGCGGUUCUCAGAGCUGGAGCUGAAGGAGAAGGAGGGCGGCGGUGGCAAUGUGUGCGUGUCUGCCCCAACAGCGGGACGAGAGCUGGCAGACAGCCAACGCAGAGAGCGAGCGCUGGAACUCGGCCAAUACGCCACCCGGCAUGGGGAGAGGGAGGGUGUCCUGCUGGCGUACUCCAAUAACCGGGUCCCAGUUCUUCAAAGAUGUGGCGCCCAAAGAGAAUCCCCCAGCCUGAGCGACAGCGUUCGCAUGCUGCGGUUGGAGUCGGAAAGGGUUCUUCCCCCGACCUCGGCGGCGAGGGAGUCUCCCGAGGAGGCCCUCGGUCAUGACUUUGGCGCCGGCAGGAAGCGCCUGUGCGUUCUCAAGGUGGAGCAGGACUCUGAGCAGGAGGAAGACGAGACCGCGUUCCACCCUCAGAAAAGAGCCAAGAUGUCUGCCGACGAGCACGAGCAGACCAGCGCUGACGACGACGCCGAAGACGAAGAGGACGAUGAGGUGCGGAAGCUCAAAGUGUGCAUCGAGCUGAAGGGGCUGCGGCUGAGCAAGCCCACCCAGGGGGGCGCUUCUCCCGACCGUCCCCCCAUCAAACAAGAGCAGCCGUGGUCCCGCUUGCUCGGCCCCACGCAGACCCAGCGAGAGCGCGACGAGCGAGCGCUGGCGCAGAGAGCCGACAUCAACAGGAAGUGGGGAUGCGAAAGACUGCUCAACGGAGUCGGCGCACCUCCCCUUCACCCCGGCGGCCAGCUGAAGGACAGAGUGCACCCGCCGGGCCCCUUCUCAGGUGACCGUGGCCUCAAGGAGCCUCGGCGCGGCCCUCCCUCCCCGGGCACGGAGCCCUCGCUGGGAGGCGCUCCUCCUCUCAAGCUGCGUCGUCAUAGCGACGCGGACAAACCCAAGGGCAAGCGGCCGUGCAAGACCAAACACACCAGCCAGCGAGAGCGUGAGAGGAGAAAAGAGGCUGCGCCGAACAGCCCCGGCCAGCAUUUCCCGGCUGAACCGGGAAGCGCCGAGGACGACAAGCUGAGUGAACAGCGAGAGGCUCCGAGGAAGCGAGCUGCCUCUCCUAAUCAUUAUCCGUGCUCUCCAGUCAAGCCCUGCUCCCCCGCCGCACUCUGUCCGUCCCCGCCGCAGCCCCAGGCCAACGGCAGAGUGGGCGGCGUCCCGCCAGAGGUCAUCGGGGCGCAACGGAUGCCCGCCGCCGACGCCCCGGUGGUGCGGCCCAUCCCGCCCGAAGCCCGCCGGCUGAUCGUGAACAAAAAUGCCGGCGAGACACUCCUCCAGAGAGCGGCGCGUCUGGGCUACGAGGAGGUGGUGCUCUACUGCCUGGAGAACCGAGUGUGCGAGGUGAAUCACCGAGACUACGCCGGCUACUGCGCCCUGCACGAGGCCUGCGCCCGCGGCUGGCUCGGCAUCGUCCAGCACCUGCUGGACUACGGGGCCGACAUUAACUGCAGCGCGCAGGACGGCACCAGACCCAUUCACGACGCAGUGGAGAACGACCACCUGGACGUGGUGCGCGUCCUGCUGUCAUACGGCGCCGACCCCACCUUGGCAACGUACUCGGGCCGAGGCCUCCUCAAAAUGACCCACAGUGACAUCAUGGAGCGCUUCCUCACCGAUUAUUUUGCUGACCUUCAGGGCCGCGCAGAUGACGACCCCGCAGUUUAUUGGGAAUUCUACGGCAGCGCCGUGUGUGAGUCUGCCGAGGAGGGCGGCGCCUACGACAUCCUGGCAGACCCGCCGGGUCCUGACGACAACGAUGAGGACGACAAGAGGGAGGUGUUUGAGUUUGAGUUCUCCGACCGGCCCCUGCUGCCCUGCUACAACAUCCAGGUGUCCGUCUCUCAGGGGCCUAGGAACUGGCUACUCUUGUCCGAUGUGCUCCGCCGUUUGCGCAUGUCGGCCCGCGGCUUCAGGCAGGCCUUCCCCCACAUGGAGGUGGUGACGGUAUCCGAGGCCGAGUUCUACCGGCAGGCCUCGCUGUCGCAGCUCUUCUCCUGCCCCGAGGAGCUGGAGGGCUUCCAGCCGGACAGCAAGGAAUUGCUGGACCUGGUGGAGGACAGCGCUGAAUUGGCUGCCCUACUGGGCUCCACGCUGGAGUGCCUGGAUGACCGCUGGGAACAGGCCAGGGACAAACUGAAGGACAGGAUCAAGGCGGCCGGGCAGGUGGGCCUUAUCUUUAACCCGGCUCACAACAAGCACUGACCUCCUUCACCCUCUCGAGCUGCGGUUGGCUUUCCGGUCCAUCGGGAGUUGAUAUCCUGCCUGGAAUUCCCCGCCCGGCACUGUACAUAGACUGUUGUGGACCUGCUAGCUGACCCGGCCCGUGUUAGCUUAGCCAUACGUUUGACUUUCAAUAACUGAUGGUUGUAUUUUUUAUAAAUUAAUAUAUGUACAAAUAGAUAUAAAUAAAUAUAUGUAUGUACAUAUACAUAUAUGUGUGUGUGCGUGUGUGUGUGUGUGUAUGUACAUAAUUGUUUUUUUUCUUCUUUCGGAUAACCAGACGCCGCGUGAGCGCAGCACAUUGUGCAUGUGUGCUAUUGAAUGUGCUAUUUGAGUUCACAGGGAGCACAUGAUGUACAAUUCUUUUUGUUGUAUCUUUUUUUUUCAUUUUGUAAUGUUCAAAUUGUGCUUCCUGUCCAGUCUGUAAUUUAACACGCAAAGCUACAGCGUUGAUUGUAUAAUAAAGUUCUAUUGUAAUACUGAUCUUCA
Messenger RNA from Hippocampus zosterae (dwarf seahorse), 6017 nucleotides. It is a transcript of the gene bcor, whose product is annotated as BCL6 corepressor. NCBI's taxonomy places the organism in Eukaryota, Metazoa, Chordata, Actinopteri, Syngnathiformes, Syngnathidae. Gene Ontology annotation, biological process: negative regulation of transcription by RNA polymerase II. Gene Ontology annotation, cellular component: nucleus. Bases 132 to 5510 code for a protein of 1792 amino acids. Gene Ontology annotation, molecular function: transcription corepressor activity; protein binding. The transcript is spliced from 13 exons. The record is from RefSeq and is a predicted model, not a curated record.